GGGUUCUACAACAUUAUGAAGACAUUCCUGAUUCUGGCACUCUUUGCUCUAGCCGUUUCUGCCUUUCCCUUGGAGGAAUCGGAGCGCAUCCAUGGUGAGAACGGCUGGUACGUUCCCCAGGAGGAUGGCUCCUCCAAGUGGGUGGACAUGGAUGUAGCCGAGGAGUGGAUGGAGGCCCAGGAGCAGCUGGAGAGUCGUGGCUUGACCACCGUUCCCGUCAAGUUCUACCUGUACACCUCUUCGAACCCCACCAAGGGCACGAAGAUCACCGCCACCACCAAGUCCAUUGACGCCUCCCACUUCAACGCUGCCCAUCCCACCCGCAUUGUGAUCCACGGCUGGACCCAGAGCUACACCGCCAGCAUGAACAAGGACAUCCGCAGUGCCUGGCUCUCCAGGGGAGACUACAACGUGAUCAUCGUCGACUGGGCACGUGCUCGUUCCGUGGACUACGCCACCUCCGUCAUGGCUGUCGGCUCCACCGGCAAGAAGGUGGCCAACAUGAUCAACUUCCUGAAGAACAACCAUGGAUUGAACCUCAAUGACCUCUAUAUUAUUGGCCACAGCCUGGGCGCCCAUGUGGCUGGCUACGCUGGCAAGAACACCGAUGGCCAGGUGCACACCAUUGUGGGUCUGGACCCCGCCCUGCCCCUCUUCAGCUACAACAAGCCCAACAAGCGUCUAAACUCGGACGAUGCCUGGUAUGUGGAGUCCAUCCAGACCAACGGAGGUAACCUCGGAUUCCUGAAGCCCAUCGGCAAGGGAGCCUUCUACCCCAACGGAGGAAAGACCCAACCCGGAUGCGGACUGGACUUGACUGGUGCCUGCUCCCACGGACGCUCCACCACCUACUACGCGGAGGCCGUCUCCGAGGACAACUUCGGAACCAUCAAAUGUGGCGACUACGAGGCCGCAGUCUCCAAGGAAUGCGGAAGCACUUACAGCAGCGUCCGCAUGGGAGCCGACACCAACGCCUACAUGGUCGAUGGUGACUACUAUGUGCCCGUGAACAGCAAUGCUCCUUUCGGCAUUAUUAACUGAAAACAAUGAAAUAAACUAAGGUCAAAAUAACAA
Messenger RNA from Drosophila biarmipes, 1074 nucleotides. Its product is annotated as phospholipase A1. The coding region runs from base 16 to 1041 and encodes 341 amino acids. Lineage: Eukaryota; Metazoa; Arthropoda; Insecta; Diptera; Drosophilidae. Gene Ontology annotation, biological process: lipid metabolic process. Gene Ontology annotation, molecular function: lipase activity. The record is from RefSeq and is a predicted model, not a curated record. The transcript has 2 exons.